This is a messenger RNA of Ipomoea nil (Japanese morning glory), 721 nucleotides long. RefSeq lists its product as uncharacterized. Bases 143 to 553 code for a protein of 136 amino acids. The record is from RefSeq and is a predicted model, not a curated record. The transcript is spliced from 2 exons. Lineage: Eukaryota; Viridiplantae; Streptophyta; Magnoliopsida; Solanales; Convolvulaceae.
AUCACCGCCCACUCUAACGGUCCAUUUCCCCCCCUAAAUUAAGCCAUCCAUCUCUCUCAGAGCUCAAACAUCCUUCCACCUCUCUCUCUCUCUCUCUCUCUCUGUUUUUUUGGAAACUGAAAUCUUGAAUCUCGAAGCAAAAAUGGAGAACAGUGUGAAUGCAGCAGCCAAAGUUCAGCAUGUGACGAAAGCUUCGUCGGACGAGCUUCUGAGGAAGUUUGCGGAGGUGGGUUCUGAAUCGGAGGACAAGCGAGAGCUGCGAAUCGUCAAGCGCCGGAAAAAGAGCCAGCUUGCCGUGGCGGCAGCCGCCGGGAAAGAAGCGGCGGUGGUGGAGAGGAAGUCCCUCCUCGCUCCGGCGGGUUCCAAGAGGUCGGCGGCGUUGAUUCGGCAUCUCGGAAUUGGGAAGGCCAGGGUCCGAGCUAGGGAGCUCAGGAACAGGUCUUUCAUGGGUACCAUAGAGAAGACAUGGAGAAAGACCAUUGGGGGGGCUUCCAAGGUCUUCAUGGAGAAACAUUAUAACCGACACAAACGUCUUAUAAAUGACAUCUACUAGGUAAACCUUAGCUUGUUAAAUGCUAAUUUUGCAGAAUCCAUCUGUAAAGAAACUGCAAUGAGUUUUUUGGCUAUUUAGCAUGACAAUGUAUUAGUGUGUAUUUAGCAGCAUUCUUUGAUUUGUCAAAUUAAAUCUCACUGAAUAAAGUUCUUUCAUUUCAACCAUUCA